Molecule: messenger RNA, 1591 nt
Organism: Aedes albopictus (Asian tiger mosquito)
Lineage: Eukaryota; Metazoa; Arthropoda; Insecta; Diptera; Culicidae
Gene: Pgk
Product: phosphoglycerate kinase
Exons: 3
Coding region: 116-1363 (415 amino acids)
Biological process (GO): glycolytic process; gluconeogenesis
Cellular component (GO): cytosol
Molecular function (GO): phosphoglycerate kinase activity; ATP binding; ADP binding
Source: RefSeq, a predicted model, not a curated record
AAGCAGGAAUCAUUUUCAAAGAAGCACUCGUUGGAGAAGAAUCUGUUAAUCUGUGAGCUCUCCGAAAUUGCUUAUUAAACUCAGGUCAUUUGUGCAACUCUCCUGCAAAUUCAGAAUGGCUCUCAACAAACUUAGCAUCGAAAAUGUUGACUUGAAAGGCAAACGCGUUUUUAUGCGUGUGGAUUUCAACGUUCCCAUCAAGGAGGGCAAAAUUACCAGCAAUCAGCGUAUCGUUGCCGCUCUGGACAGUAUUAAAUAUGCCCUGGAAAAGGGCGCCAAAUCCGUUGUCCUAGCUUCGCACUUGGGCCGGCCGGAUGGCAACAAAAAUGCCAAAUACACCCUAGCCCCGGUGGCCGAGGAAAUGAAGAAGCUGUUGGGUCGUGAUGUGACCUUCCUGAACGACUGUGUCGGGGCUGAGGUGGAAGCCGCAUGCAAGGAUCCCGCGCCCGGUUCGGUGAUUCUGCUGGAAAAUGUCCGAUUCUACGUUGAGGAGGAAGGCAAGGGCGUUGACGCAUCCGGUAACAAGGUCAAGGCCGACAAGGACAAGGUCAAGACCUUCCGCGAAAGCUUGGCCAAGCUGGGAGACGUGUACGUUAACGAUGCAUUCGGAACGGCUCAUCGUGCGCACAGUUCAAUGAUGGGCGAGGGAUAUGCUCAGCGCGCAGCUGGUCUGCUGUUGAACAAGGAACUGCGUUACUUCUCGCAAGCCCUGGACAACCCACCACGACCAUUCUUGGCCAUCCUGGGAGGUGCCAAGGUAGCCGAUAAAAUCCAACUCAUCGAGAACCUGCUGGACAAGGUCAACGAAAUGAUCAUUGGAGGUGGCAUGGCAUUUACGUUCCUGAAGGUAUUGAACAACAUGGAAAUCGGAGGAUCGCUGUUCGACGAAGAAGGAUCGAAGAUCGUGCAAAAGUUGGUGGACAAAGCCAAGGCGAACAAUGUGCAGCUGCAUUUGCCCGUUGACUUUGUAACAGGCGAUAAGUUCGCCGAAGAUGCUGCUGUUGGUGCCGCCACUGUAGAAAGUGGAAUCCCCGCCGGACACAUGGGUCUCGAUGUUGGACCAAAGUCCCGUGAGGCUUUUGCAGCUCCGAUUGCCCGCGCCAAGAUCAUUGUCUGGAACGGUCCACCAGGCGUUUUCGAAUUCCCCAAUUUCGCUAAUGGUACCAAAGCUGUAAUGGAUGGCGUCGUUGCUGCCACCAAGGCUGGAACCGUAUCCAUCAUUGGCGGUGGAGAUACCGCUUCGUGCUGCGCCAAGUGGGGUACAGAAUCUCAGGUAUCGCAUGUUUCCACCGGCGGUGGUGCGUCCUUGGAAUUGUUGGAAGGCAAAGUUUUGCCUGGUGUUGACGCAUUGAGCAGCGCUUAAAUCUACGAAAUACGUUCCAGCGUGGGGCUCAUAGCCCAUGACCGUUAAAGUCUCCAGCUGGCUUAUCUAAUCAUUAAAGUUAAGGCUUUACUAGAAUCGAAGAGAAAGUCGAAACUCGUCAUUAAAAUAAUCAAUGUGCACCUAGCGCUAAGAUUGUAAGUGUAGACUACACGAUGUGCUGUUAUCAGGAGAGAAAAUAAAAGUCAUGUGUUACGUAUUAGAGAUGAA